Sceloporus undulatus (fence lizard) is the source of this 687-nucleotide messenger RNA. RefSeq names its product homeobox protein prophet of Pit-1-like. The record is from RefSeq and is a predicted model, not a curated record. The coding region runs from base 1 to 687 and encodes 228 amino acids. Gene Ontology annotation, molecular function: DNA binding; DNA-binding transcription factor activity, RNA polymerase II-specific. NCBI's taxonomy places the organism in Eukaryota, Metazoa, Chordata, Lepidosauria, Squamata, Phrynosomatidae. The transcript is spliced from 3 exons. Gene Ontology annotation, biological process: regulation of DNA-templated transcription; pituitary gland development.
AUGGAGGGUGGACAGACAGGCAAGAGGAAGACCUCCAGGUUCACCGACACCUUCCCUGAGACGGUCAGCUCCACAGCUGAUAUCGAAGUUUCCUUCUACAAGAAGUUCCCCAAUGUAUCUGGCUUGGCUGGGGGCCCAUUGCUUUCUCCCACUGCUCCAUCCUCCCUCCAUGCUGCUGUCACUCCUGCCCGUCGACGUCACCGGACAACGUUCAGCCAGGAUCAGCUAGACCAACUGGAGGCAGCCUUUGCAAAAAACCACUACCCUGACAUUUACUGUCGAGAGGAGCUGGCAAGAGCUACUAAACUCAAUGAGGCUCGCAUCCAGGUAUGGUUCCAGAAUCGGCGGGCAAAACAGAGAAAGCAGGAACGAGCUGUACCCAAAUGUGCCACUCCUGGUGUUCUCUCUGUCUGUCCCAUGCCUGCACCUCCAACCCGACAGUAUCAGUACCCACCCACCCUUGGGUCACCCCAUCACCUGUCCCGUUUUCCUUCCACCUACGCUCUGCCACCUCCACCGUCCCUUGCUACUUCUACCCAGUUUCCAUGCCCUGUCUCCCACCACCCUCAAACCUCCCGCACUCAUGAAGACUGGUACACCCCUAUGCGCACUAUUGGUUCCCCCACAGUUGCUCCAGCACCUUCCAUGAUCUCCCUGAGCCUUGAUCCCAACACCCACUGGAACUGA